Arachis duranensis is the source of this 747-nucleotide messenger RNA. RefSeq lists its product as uncharacterized. Bases 1 to 747 code for a protein of 248 amino acids. The transcript has a single exon. NCBI's taxonomy places the organism in Eukaryota, Viridiplantae, Streptophyta, Magnoliopsida, Fabales, Fabaceae. The record is from RefSeq and is a predicted model, not a curated record.
AUGGCUAGUGAGGAGAGUUUUUUAGUCUUGAUGCACUAUAGAGGGUUAAUUAAGAAAAAAAUACGUCCUGGUAUUAAGCUUACCGAUAAGGAUCCCCUCAGUAUUUCUCUGAAACCUACAACAAGCUUUGCUGAUUUCCUGAAUACUAUAAUACAGAAACUGGGGUUACAAGGCGUGAAACGGGUUAAGAUGUUAUUCUAUCUCAUUUCAAUCUCAGUUCUGCAAGAUGAUGUGAAAUACACUUUGUUUGUCAUAGGGACUGAUGAGGAUUUGAAGGUUCUGUUCCAUUGUCGUUGGCAGUUUCCAGAGGUCAGGAUACCUGAGCUGUUGGCAAAGCUUGUAGAUGGGGUCUCUAGCUCAGGUGGUUCAAACCGGAAUAUCCAAACUCUAGCAACGGCAGCCUGUUCUAGUUCGAGACCUGUUGUUGCAUCUUCAUCCGUGCCUGUGAUUGCACCUGUGGAAAUGGUGGUUGCCUCCCGGUCAUUCGCAAUUGAUCUCAAUCGCAGUGGUGUUGAAGAAGUUGGUAUUAUUGAUAGGGCGCCGAUUUCAUUACAGCGUGGGGUACCAAAUGGUAUAGAUGAUGCAUUGCCAGAUGAUGAUGAUGCUGAUGAUGUGGAGCCGGACAUCAUUGUCGAUGAUAGUGGUGAUGACAUAGCAUCGAGUAAUCCAGCUAGGGAUAGCGGAGUGUCCAGCUUAGGGACUCAGCAGUACCCCUGCGCUUUUCAUCUUUGGACUUGGAUACGAUGA